AUGCUACCGCCCGAUGCAAAGCGAAGGCCGCUAUCCAUCCAUCCAUCUAUCCUUCCGUGCGGACGCUGCUAUUCAUCCAAACCUAGCCGAGGACCAUCUACUUCAACCACACAGAGGGCCGGAGAGAAUGCUGGUGCUAAAAGCGUGAUUGUUAAUGCUCGACAGAAAGGCAAUCCGCUCUUAAAGCACAUCCGAAAUGUUCCUUGGGAAUUCGGAGAAAUAGAGCCAGAUUACAUGAUGGGACAGACAUCAUGUGCACUUUACUUGAGCCUGCGUUACCACAACCUCUUUCCCGAGUACAUUCACAAAAGACUCAAGUCCUUGGGACGAGCCUUCCACCUACGACUGCUCCUCGUUCAAGUUGACGUGUCUGACCCUCAUCCAUCGUUGAGAGAACUGGCCAAGAUAGCCAUCCUUGCGGACUGUACACUUAUGCUAGCAUGGAGUCCCGAAGAGGCGGGAAAAUACAUUGAGACAUACAAAAUGUACGAGGCCAAGCCCGCAGACACACUCCUGGAGAAAGGUGACAAUGAUGUCUUUAGCAAGCUGGUGGACUGCCUCACUUGUGUCAAGUCCAUCAAUCGACCUGACGCCAUCAAGCUUCUAGCGUCUUUCAAGACCCUGGACAGGAUUGCAGAAGCAUCCAAUGAUGAACUGGCAUUGCAUCCUGGAAUGGGUCAUCACAAGGCAAACCGGCUUCAUGAUGUUUUGCACCAGCCCUUCUUGAAGGCCAAGAAAAUGCAAGAUAAAUAGCAAUGGUCAUAGUAAUAGUACAGCCACUGAUAUGAGACAAGCUUUGCUCUCACACAAUUGCUUUGCCGGUUUUUGUGCUGGCAAGCAAUGAAACCACAGAUUCCAGAGCCUUGUAUGUAGCAUGCUGGCUCUGCAUCGGGCUCCCUUUUUUCCUCAGCGCUUGGCCUUGGAGAGAGAAAAAAACAAACAGUGUUUUGUUUUAUGGACUUAUUGAUAUACUUACAACAUGAUGAUGUCAAAGCGUCUGUCAAGUAACAAUUAAUGGGGAUUUUUAAGUCAAGUUGAUUCUCUGGAAAAAGGAGAGCAGAAAGGGAGGUUCCAUUACUCAAGAUGGACAGUAGAGAGUGAGCUACAGAAGGAUUGUCAAGACACCCAUCUUGAGGUGCGUGUGAAGACCUUGUGAACACUAGUUCUCCUUCAGAACCAUUGAGAAUGGUGCUGUAGUAGCAGCAGCAGCGAUAAUCUGGGAGUAUUCCAUCCUUCCAAGCAAGAACCAUUCAAGAGGCAUACAUAAGCAGCACUCGCUUUCAAGCAUUUUUGUCUCUUUUGUACUCAGACUGGUGAGAUUUAAGGAAUUGGAAAUACUCUUUCUACUAGCCUGGCAUGUAUUAACAUGCUCCCAGUGACACAAUUGCUUUUGAUGAUGUAACUACUACUCUGCUGUGAGACAGAGUGGCUUUCCAGUAUGCCUCCACCAAACUGAUGGACGUUAGAGUGCAGGCACUGUUACCAUGAAAACCAUAAUUUACGAUACAAUUUACUCAAAUAAUCGUACGAGGACAAAUUCUUUUUCCAUAUCAUUCAAAUAGUUUCCUGAAGUAUCAAAAUUGAGACUUUUUUGUAGUCUUCACUAGAGUGUAAAACUGCUCACGUAAGACCCUGAAACAUGUAGCCAACUUGCUACGUUUCCACCAUGUUUUGUACUCCCCGGCAUUAGCGAGUUUUAGUAGAUGGAAAGGUGUUCAUUAUAGCGGUUCUAAAAACAUGCCUUUUGAAGCAGGUAACAUGGCUGCUGAGACUAAUGGGGUUAUGACCAUUCUAGUAAUAUAAUUGUGACUGUAAAGGCACAAAGCUCGCACUUGAAAUCCUGUAAAAACUAUUCUGCUCUGUACUUGAAGCACAAAGUAGCUAUUUCUGUACCUUGUAUUGCACUACAGCAAAGCACUCAGUCAACUGUCAAACUGGUGAUAAAGAGACCAACGAGAGUUAGCAAUAAUAGUUGUUGCAUUUUAAAGAAGCGUGAUAAAAGCCAGGCAUCACUUUAGCCAUCAUGAAAGGGUGACGCGUAAAUACAAAAUAUAUUUGCUUGCCCAAAUAUUUUAAAGUACUUCACUUUACUUAUUGCAGAAUUGCACGGUCAAACCCUAAUGUAUAGAAAUUUACGAGGAUCACAAUUUCUUUCAUUGGAUUAAGUAUUUCGUGGUACCAAAAAUCAAGUUUCAGGAGGAAGCUGUGACAGGGAAUAUAAAGUAUUUCACCGUACCUUGAAGUUGACUGUAAUAAAGUUAGACGCUUUUC
Messenger RNA from Ornithodoros turicata, 2271 nucleotides. RefSeq names its product DNA excision repair protein ERCC-1-like (gene Ercc1). The record is from RefSeq and is a predicted model, not a curated record. Bases 1 to 753 code for a protein of 250 amino acids. Gene Ontology annotation, cellular component: nucleotide-excision repair factor 1 complex; nucleus; ERCC4-ERCC1 complex. Gene Ontology annotation, molecular function: damaged DNA binding; single-stranded DNA binding. Gene Ontology annotation, biological process: mitotic recombination; UV-damage excision repair. The transcript is spliced from 10 exons. Lineage: Eukaryota; Metazoa; Arthropoda; Arachnida; Ixodida; Argasidae.